AAAGUAUUUUUGUUGAUUAAAUUAAUUAAAUGAAGUCUUUACUCUGUAAAUUGUUUUGUUAUGUGAAAAAGGAACAUGAUUAUCACCUUAAAAUCUUCUAAUUACUUGAGAUCUUUUCCCAAUCAACAGAAACGUUUCUUCUCUAAUUGUGAUCAUAUUUACUAUGGAACAACGAGUCUAACCCGUGAAUAUUUGUAUAUAAAAAACCAAAGGAUAAAAGUCAAGCCCAAAGUUGUUGACAAGAAAAAUUUAUAUUCAUGUUUAUAUAUUUGACUAUUCUCUUUAUGGUGAAGAGGAUAAAUUUAUUAAAUCAGCGCUCUUAAUUCGCGCUAUUACUCGUACGCACCAAGUGUGAGUGUAAAAGUGCAAAAGGAAAAAAAGUGACAUCAACACACACAAUUAACACACGAUUUUAUGAGAAUUUCAUUUCAUCUCAUCUCUCUGAUUCUUCUCUUUGUUUUUAUUUGAAUUAUUAUUUUGUUUUUAAAUGUUUUGUUUCAUCGUUUUUGGAAAUUAUUCUUCUUAUCAUCAUCAUCUCUAUUAAAUUUAAAAGGAUCUAUCAUAUAUAUAUAUAUAUAUUCUAAGUGUCAAUAUUCUAAAAACAAAUUAUGGUUAAACCCGAUAUUUUAACUCCGAUCAAGUGUGAACCUCCAAGCCCAUGUAGUGGUGGUGAGGGCAAUAGUGUCAGUGGUGACCUGGAAACUGAAUAUAUCAGUGUACCAACAUCUCCCAGUGCAGUUGUAGCUAUGUCAUCUUUUGAUUACGACAAUUCCCCUGAAAACUCUGGCUCUGAAUGGGCUGAACGAUCACCAGACGAGGAUAGACUUCGCAUGGAAUCACCUCCAUUAGGUUCAUCAACCCCCGGUGGCCUUAAUUAUGCUGGUGUUUCACCAAGUCACGGGUCAAAUUAUCCUAUGGAUAAAAAAUCACUCGAAAUGUGUGUAGUUUGUGGUGACAAAGCCUCAGGUCGUCAUUAUGGUGCAAUAUCUUGUGAGGGAUGUAAAGGAUUUUUUAAACGAAGUGUUCGUAAACAGUUAAGUUAUGUUUGUCGAGCAAACCAGGACUGUGAGGUGACCAAACACCAUCGUAAUCGAUGUCAGUAUUGUCGACUUCAAAAAUGUUUACAUAUGGGAAUGCGAGCGGACCAUUGUCAACCAGAACGGAAACCACUUGCUUUAGAGUACAAUAAUAAUAAUAAUAAUAACAAUAAUAACCUUCAUAAUUCUGGAAAUGUUAUUAGUAAUCUUAACUCAUUAGUGCCUAAUAUACGGCCUUUAAGUGCUGCUGCCGCAGCAGCAGUUGCCGCUGCGACUGGAUCUCUGUCAACGGUGGCCUCGUCAUCUUCACCAUCCAAUAAUUCAAUGGUAAUCAAUCACCAUCGAGCCAUCUUUCCUAAACCAACUUCCAAUCAACCCGAACUGGCAAGCCUAUUAGAAAGUAACCAUCCGACCAGUGGAGGGGGCAAUGGAGGAGAUGGUAAUUCCUCUGGUGGUAAUGGAUCAGCUGUUGCAACGUCAACCAGUAAUGGCGAUUUAAGCACCUUAGCGAAUGUUUUAUCUAAUUUGGUCGCCUUCAGAGCUAAUCAUAACGACAGUAAUGCUAAUUCUGUAGAAACAAGUAUGAGACCUUUACUUAAAGCAGCAAGUAAUGUAAUCGGUAAUGGAUCCAUGAGUGGAGGCAAUGGUAACAAUGGUGCUGCUGGAGGAAGUGGCAAUACAAGCGGAAGCGGUUCAGGAAAUGAGUCAAGUGAAGAGAAACAAGCUCGAGCCAAUAGUCUAAUGAUUUCCAAGGCAGCUUUUGAUUUAAUGGCUAAAAUAGCAUGUGGAACGGGAUUAAGUUCCGAAGGAGCUGCUCUACUUUUUGGUGCAAUGGAUUUCGCUUCUGGAGGUCCUAAUUCAAGUGAAAGUGAAGACUUAUUUGAAUUAGAGGGAACCCUUCUUAAUGAGGCUCAUUAUCAAUUUAAUUUAACUCCGCCCAGCACUGGAACUUCAACAUUUUUGUCACUUCAGUAUAUCUGUGAAAGUGCUUCUCGUUUACUAUUUCUAUCCGUUCAUUGGGCUCAAUCAGUCCAAGCCUUCCAAUUACUCUCCAUUGACGUUCAAACCUCUCUGAUUCGAGGUUGCUGGUGUCAACUUUUCGUCCUUGGUCUUGCCCAAUGUUCCCAAGUAAUGUCUUUGACAACCAUUUUGUCAGCCAUUGUAACCCAUUUACAGACAACACUACAACAAGAUAAACUCUCGGUUCAAAGAGUUAAGCAGGUUACCGAUCAUAUAUGUAAACUUCAAGAUUUCGUCAACUCCAUCCAAAGAUUAGAGAUUGACGAUCGUGAAUAUGCAUAUCUAAAAGCAAUUGUUCUGUUUAGUCCCGAAAAUUUGGCCAUCAGUCAAUUAUUAUGUUGCCGUCAAAUAGAAAAGUUUCAAGAAAAAGCCGUUAAUGAACUUCGUAACUAUGUCACCGAGACCGUUCUAGGUGACGAUGCCUUAAGCCGUUUCGGUAAACUUUUACUCCGUCUAAUGCCACUACGAAGCCUUCUUCCUAGUAUAACUGAGGAGCUAUUUUUUUCUGGUCUUGUUGGAAAUGUUCAGAUUGAAAGUAUCAUUCCUUAUAUAUUAAAAAUGGAUUCCAGUGAAUUUACCAAUUAAGGUAAAUCUUCAUUUGGCUCUCUUAUCAUAAUCUAAUCAACUAAAUCCUUCACUUUCACGUUUUUGUUUUCAAAACUUGUCUAUCAAACUACUAUAUAAAUCAUAAUCAUCAUCUUAAUCAUCUUGAACAUCAUUUAACGACGACAACAAAAUAAACGUUAAAUAUUACCAAAUCAAAACAA
This is a messenger RNA of Panonychus citri (citrus red mite), 2824 nucleotides long. RefSeq names its product orphan steroid hormone receptor 2-like (gene Hr78). Lineage: Eukaryota; Metazoa; Arthropoda; Arachnida; Trombidiformes; Tetranychidae. Gene Ontology annotation, biological process: cell differentiation; regulation of transcription by RNA polymerase II; anatomical structure development. The record is from RefSeq and is a predicted model, not a curated record. Bases 609 to 2642 code for a protein of 677 amino acids. The transcript is spliced from 2 exons. Gene Ontology annotation, molecular function: RNA polymerase II cis-regulatory region sequence-specific DNA binding; nuclear receptor activity; zinc ion binding.